AUGAAUUUACUGAAAUAUAUUUCUCAUUGUAAAUAUGUUGAAGGCAAUGCUGCAUUCUCAUCCGGCUUUGCUACGCUUAUCAAUGCUGCCAUUGUUCUUCAAGGGUACGAUUCACUGAAUACACGUACCCAAGUGGGCAUUGGUAUAGGAAUUACUUUCCUAUGGGCUGUUCAGAAUGCAUUGCGCAUCGACCAACAAGGUUGGCUCAAUAAUUUUGCUGCUUUUUUGCAAUUUGGUUCGACAAUUGUUAUUGUUAUCGUUCUUCUUGUUAUGGCUCCUGAACGAGCUACAGCUCAUAAUGUAUUCACAUCUACAUACAAUAGUACAGGAUUUCCAUUUCCAUAUGUGUGCUUCAUUGGUAUUCUUUCAACACUAUUCUCAUUCUCUGGCUACGAAGCUGGUGCUCAUAUGGCUGAAGAAACUAGAGAUGCUGGCCGUGCAGGAAUUGUGGGAACUUGUGUUUGCAGUGCUAUUACCGGUACUGUUUAUUUGCUUGCUCUACUCUUUGCCAUUCCAAAUGUGACCUCAUUUGUCGAGAAUAACAGUGGUAUCAACGGAACGGAAGAUUUGGCUGUUGCUACCUAUAGACUUGCUGUACCUCUUCGAGGUGCACUUGCACUAACAAUUCUGCUCAUUAUCAAUAUGUACUUUGCUGGUAUGUCAGCAAUCACAACAACUAGUCGAAUCGGAUUUGCCAUGGCUCGUGAUGGUGUGUUUCCAUUUUCAAUUUAUCUCCGAUGGAUAUUCAAGCCCACAAAAACUCCAAUAGCUAAUGUGUUUUUUGUUUUCAUCCUCGAUUCUCUUCUUCUUCUACUUCAAUUAGCAUCAACGACUGCUUUCACUAAUAUGAUUGCCAUUACUGCACUCGGCUUUCAAAUAUCGUAUUUCAUACCUAUUUUUUUUCGAUGUACAGCAGCGAGACGUACUUUCGUACCCCGCGAAUUCAACUUAGGUCGCUUUGGUCUACCAGUCGCUAUCAUCACAUCUAUUUGGCUUUUUAUCACAUCAAUAAUCAUGUUCUUUCCAGCAGAAUAUCCAGUUACAAAGGAUAAUAUGAACUAUGCUGUGGUAAUCGUCGGUGGCAUAGCAGUAUUUGCAACAGUCUAUUGGAUUGUUUCUGCUCGUCAUUGGUUUGUAGGUCCAAAAAGAACUACUAAGAAUCCAUUUCAAUUAUUACCAGUUUAUAUUACUAGCACCAGUGACACUAAAAAAACAUUGCCAUCACCCGGUGCUAUUCAUAGUUCAUUGUGA
This is a messenger RNA of Rotaria sp. Silwood1, 1251 nucleotides long. The record is from the annotation of a GenBank genome assembly. Lineage: Eukaryota; Metazoa; Rotifera; Eurotatoria; Philodinida; Philodinidae.